Molecule: messenger RNA, 1701 nt
Organism: Cynocephalus volans (Philippine flying lemur)
Lineage: Eukaryota; Metazoa; Chordata; Mammalia; Dermoptera; Cynocephalidae
Product: U8 snoRNA-decapping enzyme
Exons: 3
Coding region: 23-598 (191 amino acids)
Biological process (GO): mRNA catabolic process; sno(s)RNA catabolic process
Cellular component (GO): nucleus
Molecular function (GO): snoRNA binding; phosphodiesterase decapping endonuclease activity
Source: RefSeq, a predicted model, not a curated record
GCGGAAGAGAGAUCGUUCAGCCAUGGCUGGGGCUCGCAGGCUGGAGCUGGCCGAAGCCCUGGAGCUGGGACCUGGCUGGCGGCAUGCGUGCCAUGCGCUGCUCUACGCGCCCGACCCGGGGGUGCUCUUCGGCCGCAUCCCGCUGCGCUACGCCGUACUGAUGCAGAUGCGCUUCGAUGGGCGCCUGGGCUUCCCCGGAGGCUUCGUGGACGCGCAGGACAGUAGCCUGGAGGACGGUCUGAACCGCGAAUUGCGGGAGGAGCUGGGCGAGGCGGUGUCGGCCUUCCGCGUGGAGCGCGCUGACUACCGCAGCUCGCACGCCGGGCCCAGGCCGCGCGUCGUAGCCCACUUCUACGCCAAGUGUCUGACGCUGGAGCAGCUGGUGGCCGUGGAGACGGGCGCACCGCGCGCUAAGGACCACGGGCUGGAGGUCCUGGGCCUGGUGCGGGUGCCCCUGUAUACCCUGCGGGAUGGUAUGGGAGGCCUGCCUGCUUUCCUGGAGAAUUCCUUUAUUGGAGCUGCACGAGAGCAGCUACUGGAAGCUCUCCAAGACUUGGGACUUUUGGAAUCUGGCUCUCUGUCGGGCCUUAAGAACUAAGCUCAUUGCUAGAGGCAACCCUCCGUGGACCCAUGGAACCUGGGAUGAGGACCUUGGUACUAAGGAGUGACGGAGGGAAGGAAAGAGGAAUGUUUUCUGUGCCUGAGAGGUGACAGAUGAUACCAGAUUAAAAGACGAAGUGUGGGCAAUGUGUUUUGAGCAGAGGGCCCCACCCCGCCUCCGCAGCUACUUAUGGCAUCAAGGGCAAAAAUUCCCAGCUCAUCCUAGGGGCCAUGACAGAUUCUCAGAGCUUGCCUCCUUCCUGUGCAUUUGCACACACAGCUUGGUAAUGCUCAGGCAUGCAAAUGUACAAUCUGUGACCACACACCUUUCCCCCAUCAAGUUCAGUUUAACCAGGAAGUGGUAUUUGGAGGCUGUCUGUCACCAUAUGCUGCUCCUUGCUGGGAGGAGCUUCUGAGGUUUGAGUGGGUCUCUUCCCACACGCCUGCAUGGCUGCUCUCCAGGGUCUAGCCCAGGCCAUGCUUGUUGGGCAGGAUGGAGAAAGAGGACCCUCUUUGCUCCCUAAAGUAGUCAUGCCUUUGAUUGAGAGUUGAUCAAAGUCAUGGGCUCCUACAGAGUGAGAGAGGGUCCUAACUAAUCCCCUGAUUCUUUUCUCCCAUUGAAACUGAGCAGAAGGGGAGAGAAAGUGGCUAUAUCUUCUUGAACUGACCUUGGACUUGAGAGCUCUGAGUCCUAGUGCCUCUCCUCCAGACCUUUCAUCUUUGGGGUGCCUUAGACUCUGGGGAAAUCAGAAGGGAACUGACCCAGCCCUGUCUAGUCCUGCCCUGCCAAACAGUCUCCCAGUAAAGAAGAGCUUACAGCUGGGUAUUGAGGCCCCUCAGUUCUUUCAACACAUUUAUUAUGUAUCUACUAAAUGUUGGGUACCUUGAAAGAUUUAGAGAGCCAUGGGCCUUGCUCUCUAAGACUCCAGAGAAGGGGUCUACAAAAUUUUCUUAAAGGUUUUUCUUAAAGGCCUGGAUAAUGAAUAAUUUAGGCUUUGUGAGCCAUAUGGUUUUUAUGGCAGCUGUUUAACUCUGCAUGUGAAAAGUACGUGGACAGUACAUAAACAACUGGGUGUGGCUGUGUUCCAAUAAAACUAUUGA